Molecule: messenger RNA, 2345 nt
Organism: Dermatophagoides pteronyssinus (European house dust mite)
Lineage: Eukaryota; Metazoa; Arthropoda; Arachnida; Sarcoptiformes; Pyroglyphidae
Biological process (GO): regulation of mRNA splicing, via spliceosome
Cellular component (GO): nucleus
Molecular function (GO): mRNA binding
Source: RefSeq, a predicted model, not a curated record
GACAAAAUUGUUGAUAAUAAUCAACAACAACAACAACAAUCGAAUCAUCAAUCAGAUGAUUAUCAUAAUAAUUCAAUGUCAAAUGGUAAUCAUAAUCAUAAUCAAAAUCAAAAUCCAAAUAGUCCAGCUACAAGUUGUAUGUCACAACAAAGUUCAUCAUCAUCAUCAUUAUCUAAUUAUAAUGGUCAUAAUAAUGGCCAAAAUGGAUUAUCAUCGACCACAUCAUCAUUGAAUCAACAAAAUCAACAAAAUCAACAAAAUAAUCAUCAAACCGUCCAUUCAUUGGCAGAAUAUUUACAACAAUUAUUAAAAGAUCGUCAACGUUUAGCAGCAUUUCCAGGAACAUUUUUACAUUUAGAUCGUUUAAUUGAUGCUGAAAUUGCCCGUGUACGAGCUUCAUUAUUUCAGAUUAAUAAUGAUGAACAUAAACCAUUAAUAUUACCCGAACCAGAUGGUAGUUCAAUUGUAAAUAAAAUGGAAAAAGUUUAUGUACCUGUUGAUGAACAUCCUGAUUUUAAUUUUGUUGGAAGAAUACUUGGACCACGUGGUAUGACAGCCAAACAAUUAGAACAAGAAACUGGUUGUAAAAUUAUGGUACGUGGACGUGGUUCAAUGCGUGACAAAAAAAAGGAAGAACAAAAUCGUGGUAAACCAAAUUGGGAACAUUUAAAUGAUAAAUUACAUGUAUUGAUUACUGUUGAAGAUACUGAAAAUCGUGCACAAUUAAAAAUGGAACGUGCAAUUGAAGAAGUAAAAAAAUUAUUAGUUCCAAUUACUGAAGGUGAAGAUGAGCUUAAAAAACGACAACUAAUGGAAUUGGCCAUUAUUAAUGGAACUUAUCGUGAUUCUGGUCAAAGAAAUAAUUCUGCCAAUAAUAAUGUUGUUGCAACAGCAACAUCACCAAAUCUAAUUGCCGCACAACAUUUAGUAAAUAUGGGAUUAGAUCCUGAACAAUUAGGUUUGUUUGCCAAUAAUGGAAAUGGAAACCUUGCUGGUGGUGGUGGUGGUUCUUUACCGAUGGCAUUAGCAGCAGCAGCAGCAGCAGCUGCUGCUGCUACACAUCCACAUUCACAUCUUCAACGUCAUCAUCCUUUGACACCCGGUCAUCAUUCAAGUCAUCAUCAUCAUCAUCAGCCAUCACCAAUUGGUGCACCACUUAUUUUGACCGGUACACCACCAACAGCCCGUCAAUUUGCUCAUACAGCUGCCGCAUCACCAUCACCGCAUCAAUCAUUGGUUCAUCCACAUCCACAUCAAGCAUUAUUGAAUGGAAAUGCUGCAGCAGCAAUGCAAGCAGCAGCUGUUGCUGCUGCUGCAUCACUUCCACCACAAUUAAUAACAGCAACUAGUACACCUGAUGGUACAUUAUUAUAUACAACAAAUGUACAUCCAUCUGCAUUAAAUCAUCAUACACAUCCACAUCAUCCGCAUCAAUAUGCAACAACGGCUGCUGAAUUUCAUCAUCAAUAUGCAGCAUCAUUAGCUGCUGCACAAUUACUUGAUUAUCAAAAUGCAGUUGCAACAGCAGCAGCAGCAGUUGGUGGUGGUGGUCAGCCUAUUCUGCAAUCAGAUCAAUCAACAGCAGCAGCAGCAGCCGCAUCAACAUUAUCAUCAUCAGCAUCAUCAUCAUCAUCAUCAACCACAUCCGGAUUAAAAGAAAAACGACAAACCAUAAUGGUCAGUAAUCCAUCGUUAAAUGGUUUACGUAAUGUUGCUCUAAUGAAUUCUGUUGGUACUGUUAAUGGAUCAUCAUCAUCAUCAUCGAUAACAUCAACAUCAACAACAUCAUCAACAUUGACACAACAUAAUAAUCAUCGUUAUCAUCCAUAUGAUAAUCAUCAUCAUCCUCAUCCUAAUUCUCAUCAUAAUAAUAAUCAUCAUUUAAUGCGUACAGCUGGCAAUAGCUAAAUUCAAUGGAAUUUUUUUUUUCACUGGCGAAAAAAAAAAUUCCUUCAAAUUACAAAUUCUUUGGCUUCCAUUAAUAAUCAAAAUCAAACAGAACACACACACACCCUCCGUAAACCACGCCUACACCCCCAAUCAUUUACGCACAGGUAAAUACAUACACAAUUCACAAACAAACAAACAAAAAAACAGAAAACAAAAACAAGAAAACUGAAAAAAACUUUCGAAUUCAAGUGCCAUUCAAAUUGUAAUUUUUUUUUUUUUCAUCAUCAGCAUCAUCAUCAUUUUUUUAAUAAUAAUAAUAAUAAUGAUCAUUAUAAUAAUGAUGAUGAAACGCCCACACGCCCACACUUAUCUUAUCUUAUCAGUCUUGUUUUUGUUGGGUAUUUCCGUUAAGACACACCCACACACACACACACACACAAUUGAUCAAUAACAGA